AUGUACACUUCAACACAACCUCACACUGAUAGAUGCACACACUGACACAAAAUGUGCAGGCACGCAGCCUCACAAAUUAAGGACACACAUUCUGAUGUGUGGAUACACAAAGCCAUGCUUUGCCAUUGUCAAAUACACACACAUUCUCUUGUCACAGACACUCAUCUGACCACAAGCACUCACAGUCCAGAAUGCAGCCAGACUCUAGACUCAAGAGGAGCUCCCUACUCUCCCUGACCUCUCCUGCUGCCCUCCUGUUCUCUGUUCUGUCAAAAUUAAACUGCCCACUGGAUUUUAGAGGAUUUUAAAGAAGCUGCUGUUGACUCGUGAAAAGAAAUGUGAUUUGCCAUGUGAGAACCUCCUCACUGUGGUCCCGGGAAUUGUGGUCUUUGGUAGGACUGUCGGACUUUGUCUUCACAAACACAGUGACUCACACGCGCACCCACACUACAAAGGGCUGGACUCUCUCCCACAGCUGUCUGAAACAGCUGAUGAGAACACACAAGGGGAAACAGCUGAUGAAAACACAGGCUGUGGACAGAAAGGGCAGAGAAACCAGAGUCAGCAGAGAGCAGCAGUCUUCUGGGCCAGACCUGAGGCAGCACGGGUCUGCUGGGCUGCCAGGAGCACAGAAAGCCCCAGGAGGAGAGAGACCUCCACACUCUGGGAAAAUUAGACGAAGGAAAGCAGCUGCUCACACACGCCGCUGAGAUUCUUUGCCCAGAUCACGGGCUCUGACCACCAAUCAAGAUGGAGGAACGGGGGAAUCUGCUCCGACAAGUCCCCAGACCGCCUCGGGUCAGCACCCCAGUCCUAGUGAUCUCCAAGAUUAUCAUGAUUGCAUUGCCCAUUGCGCAGAUCGUCAUAGGCACCCUGUACCUGCACGACUGCCCCAGCCAGCGCUACAUCCCCAUCUACCUGCUGGUGACGGGGGUCUUCUCCGUUGUCCUCAGUCUGCUGUCCUGCCUGCCCUGCGCCAAGGAGGAGGAGGAGGGGGGCAGCAGCAGCAUGCUGAGCAGCCUGUGCACCACCUGGAACUCCCUGACGUCUCUUUUCCUGUUCUGCUGGUUCAUCGCAGGCAACGUCUGGAUCUAUUCCAUCUACCAGCCCAAUUACACGAGAGGAGAGCCCGACUUCUGCAACAAGACGCUGUACCUCUUCGCCUUCUGGGCCACCACGCUGGUCUACAUCUUCCUGGGGCUGUUCAUGGUGGGGGGGUGCAUUGUCAUGAUGAUAGUCUGCAUUUGCAGAGCAGUGGAGGCUUAGGGGGGUGAUGACGUUUACAUGUAUACCUCCCCCACCCCCCCCCUUCCCUAAAAGGAGAAUCCCUGCACUUUUCACCCAACUCUCUUUCUCACUUACUGGGCUUUAAAACCACAGUGGACUUUUCUGGCUCCUUUUUUUCCCCGUGAUGUUUUAAUCCCCAAAUCCUAACUGCGCCAAGGUGAAACUUCAUGCACAGCACCUAAACAUGUUUGGGGGGGGGGUGUAUUUUUUAUUCCUUAUUUGAAGAGGUGGGUACACUGUUUGGUAGUCCUCUUGCUUUGUGCAUCACGGUGCCUAGCCUCCAGAUAUUUAAGUCGAAGCGUUCUUGGUUUCGCCCUCGGCAUCUCGGCCUGCUUUCAGGGUGAUCGAGACCCUCCCCGUCUGUCGCUCGUAGCCGCAGGAGAGACCCCAGCUGUAACUGCGUCUGUAUGCUCCAGGCAGGGGGAAGGGGCUUCUCCUUUGGGACAGACCGCCUCCAGAUGGCCCCACUGGGCACUGUGUGAGCUGGAGUCGAACAGCAAGGGGUACAGGGCUUCAUCACUUGCUAGUGGGGUUGCAGUUGAAUCUGCCGUCACAGAAAGACAGAUUGUCUGCAGAGGUCACAGCAGGAAAGACUCACCAGGCCGUACACCCGGGACACUUCUCAGAGCAGCCAGGCCGAAUCCAGGAGGGGCUCUGUGUCACAUUUUUGUUUUCCUCGCUGUAAUUAAUUCACGUCUUCUAAAUGCCUUGUUUCUCAAAUAAAACCGACACGUGUUUCACACCAGCACCCCCGAAAUUUCAGGGUUCACAAUGAAUUUCGCCCUUCCUGUUGCUGGCUGUACGCCCCCCGCCUGGUUAAGCUGAGCCACCUUGCAGGAGGUGAGCCGGCAGACAGGCCCUCGCAGGCAUUGAUCUGUUCUGUUUCAGGGGAAGUCACAACAUGUUGUGAAGUGUCACGUGUGUGUGCGCGCGCGCACACGCGCGCACACACAGACCACUUCCUCCUCUCCCACACAGAGGCACAGUGGCUCGUCACCUUUGACCUUUAAGAAAGGGCACUUUGGGGUCUGUGGUGUCCAGCUGUUAAAGUUGUUCAGUUGUUAGAAGAGAGUACUUGAGUUUGCACUGAUUCCAGAAACACAAGGGUGGAGCCUUGGGAUGACUGGUACUGACAUGAUGUGCCCUGAAGAGGGUGCUGUUGCUGUACAAUUAUGUCGUCAACAGAAAUGGGCUGAGAGGGGGACAAAUACUGGCUGUUCUUCUGAAAAUGCUCCUUGCAAUAGAAGUACUGAGGAAGAAUCAAUCAAGUAUUGUGUAGCUCUUCAAAACCCAUCAGGAAUGCAGUACUACUACCCUGCCCCUACUAGCCUCACUGUUCGCAGUGCUAUUGCACCACUCACUAUGCACCUGUAAAAUGAUGGUUUUCGGAAUCGGUCCUGGAGGCUCACAGCCUGUUGCUGCUGACCUGGGAAAAGCUGAAUAGGCUCAAUUAAAGAAACUGCGAAAUUAGCUAAUUCUGCCCUGUAAAGACCUGAUGUGAAGAACACCAGAUUUUCAUAUUAUUUUCUCACCUUGUAUCAUUGAUCAAGUUCUCCUGUAGGAAAUCAUUGUGGGACAUUAUUAUUGGAAAAUAAUAUAUGAUAAUAUUAUAAGAGGUCACUGUGUGAUGCUGAGAAUGUGCUGCGAAUCUUUCGACUUCUGAAAUAUUUUGUAAUCGUAAUAAAAUGUCUGGAAGGCUGAACGGUG
Lepisosteus oculatus (spotted gar) is the source of this 2994-nucleotide messenger RNA. The record is from RefSeq and is a predicted model, not a curated record. NCBI's taxonomy places the organism in Eukaryota, Metazoa, Chordata, Actinopteri, Semionotiformes, Lepisosteidae.